AUGUCCAUUUGGCUGUGGGUUCUUCUUGAAGGUCAAGAUGUCCCCGUUGAAAUGGAUGCUUCAGACAUACCUAAUCUGUCACGUCUUAUCCCUCGCAUCAAGGAAGCGUUUCCAGAACUUUCCACCAGGGAAGAUACUAUUUUUGUCCAGCGACAACCCUGGUUCAGACAGAGAUGGCCGCAUUCCAGUGGACUUUGGCAUCUUGUGCGCGCUACUGUCCUUGAGCAUUUUUCUUCACUGAACUCUUCAGAAUCUUUCUUUGUGGUCAAGGAUCCAGUCGAAGAAAUAAUCAGCGAGUUUCAGUUCAACAGAGUCAUUCAGAAAGCUCCAACUGAUAAUAAUAAUGAGCGCCAGAUCAGCAUAUCCAUACAGGUUAAGGGUAAGAAGGCAUAUGGGGAAUGGGACCUGCGUGAUGUCCUCCAGAACAUCUUGCACAAACUCAUAGACGAGCUUCAAAAAAAUGCGGACGUAUUCGGCGAAGUGACGAGGAACGAAAUGACAUGCCGAGAGUUCAUUUCCCCUUUCUUAACCACAGCUGUAAAGCAUUUACAGGAAAACGAACCGCUUCUUGCGCUCAGAGCUGAAGAGGAGCUUAAUGGGAGUCGUGGCUUUGGUCCUAUAGACUACUCGGUCGUUUUAAACGACAUCGUAACAUGCGUAACGGAGGCAAAAAAAAUGGAUUUCGACAAAGGGGCAGCUCAAAACAUAGUACAAAUGCACAGUGUCGUAGAGAACCUAAGGAAGCGCAAGAUAGAAGACACAGAUUUGGAAGAUUCUGAGGAAGUCCCAGUUAUGGUGUAUGGAAUUGUGUCAGAUGCCCGAAACUGGAGAUUCCUGCAAUGGGCAGGCACAGAAAAUGAUCCAGUCCUAUAUGUAUCUAAAAUGCAAUCAUGCAACUUCAGUGAUACUGAAAUAAUGAAGGCGGAAGCAAAGAAAAUCACAACGUAUAUCAUCGCAAUCCUGCAAGAGCAGAUUCGUGGAUUAAACACAGAACGUCGUCGCGUUCCGAAGAAACCCAAAUUGUCAUUUUAA
Messenger RNA from Ambispora leptoticha, 1032 nucleotides. NCBI's taxonomy places the organism in Eukaryota, Fungi, Glomeromycota, Glomeromycetes, Archaeosporales, Ambisporaceae. The record is from the annotation of a GenBank genome assembly.